Messenger RNA from Diachasma alloeum, 2273 nucleotides. RefSeq names its product nuclear pore complex protein Nup88 (gene mbo). The record is from RefSeq and is a predicted model, not a curated record. Gene Ontology annotation, biological process: mRNA export from nucleus; protein import into nucleus; ribosomal large subunit export from nucleus. Bases 66 to 2174 code for a protein of 702 amino acids. Lineage: Eukaryota; Metazoa; Arthropoda; Insecta; Hymenoptera; Braconidae. Gene Ontology annotation, cellular component: nuclear pore. The transcript is spliced from 11 exons. Gene Ontology annotation, molecular function: structural constituent of nuclear pore.
CCCAACGUGCUCGCGUGUGUAUCGUGUGUUUUUCAUACAACAACAUUACGUUUGAGUUUUAAACAAUGUCCUCGGUGACUGAUCCCCUACGACUGAAUGAUAAUCCAUUGUUCAAAGAACUGAAAGAUGGAUUGCCCAAGAGUGAAAAACAGACGAUGAAUAUUCUUGAAAUUCGAGACGAUAUUUUAUACGUUUGGAAUCCAGACAGGUGUUGUGUUUUUACGCUCAAUGUUGCCGCUACCCGAGGGAAAACCGGCGAGGCAGUUGCAUUUCAAACAUUGAAGCCAACAGAUCCGCCAAUAUUCGAAAUCACACAUUUGCUGAUCAACGAGACCGCAACCCAACUUGCGCUCUGGGGAAAUCUUGGAAUAGUCGUAGUCGAAUUGCCAAGGAGAUGGGGCAAGGACAAUGCCUUUCAAGGUGGCAAGAAAGAGAUCUCUUGCGUGAAUCACAAUUUGACGGGGUAUAGUUCACAGUUGGCGUCUACUGAAGUCAGGAGAGUCAGGUGGCAUCCGGGGUCGGCUAAUAAUUCACAUUUACUUGUGCUUACGUCGGAAAAUACUUUUCAAUUAUACGAAUGUGAAUCGGGCGAAACUACAAAAUUGAUUAGAAAUUGGAAAGUGGGACCGACACCCUCACUCUCAUCCACAAAGAUCAUCGCAAAUGUUGAAUCCCUCGGGGAGACAGCUGUUGACUUUGACUUCGCGACGCCAAUUAUGAAAUUGGAUGAUGAUUACCAUGGCAAUGACGAUUGGCAUAAGAUCCAGUGGCCAAUCCUAGUACUUCGUGGAGACGGUGAUGUUCUGAUGGUCCACGGCAACAUUCUCUCUGGGAGUUUGACGAAACCAGACGUCCUGGGUGCAUUGACCAUGUACCCACCAGUUGCUGACAACUAUGGACUAGAUUCCUGUUCAAUAAUGUGCAUCCCAACGACUCCUCCUGUUGUUGUCAUUGCAACAACCACUGGGAAGCUCUAUCAUGCACUUUUAAUGCGCGAACCUGAGGGAGAGGCUGACGAUGAAAAGAGCUGGUCUCAGUAUGGGUCCACAUACAGUCUACACACGCCUGAUGAUGCAUUGUUUGUUUUUGAAGAAGUGGAAAUGGAGCUUGGACUUCUGUUCACUGCUACUGAUAAGAAGUACAGGUGCCCAAUUAAUUUGCACAGAGAUAAGGGAAAUAAAUUGAGAUAUUUCUGCUCACAUAAUGCAGGGAUUCACAUGGUAACACUACCAAUGAUAACACAAUUGGAAGAAUAUGUCAAUGCUAGUGAAGAAAAUGCGGAUCUCAGUUUACCCAGUUCUCUCCUCCCCUCAAGUACCCAGUAUUUACUCUGCACAAGAACAAAAUACUCAGGACAGGAAGAAGCUACGCCUGUCCUUGGAUUCGGAUUACUCCAGCAGCCGUGUUCAUUAUUAAUUGCACUACUCUAUUCAGGUGUUAUUGUUGACUUAUCAGUAGUUGACAGGGAUUGUUUCCCGAAAGUUGAUCAUCUAGAACCAGCAGUCAGUUCAAGUAAAAAGAUGACCAGAGAGCCUUUCGACAUGUACAUCAGGAAUCUUCUAAAACAUGACUCGGCCUCCCAGCCGAUCACCAAACUUGGUACAACAACAAAACUCUCCGGAAAAGAAUAUUUGGAGCUUUUGUAUCGAGCAACUCAUGUAUUCCGUUCUAAUUACUUCGUGAAGCACGAUAAAGUGCGUGCAGAAAUUGCUAAAAAAGUUCGUGGCUUGAAAGAUUUGAAGAAUCAUCAGCUGAAGGAACUCGAUCAUUUGAUGGAAACUAGGAAAGAUCUGCAAGGAAAAGCUGAGCAAUUGGCUGAACGUUACGAGGACAUCAAAGAUAAGCAAGAAGAGCUAGCGAAGAGAGCUGAAGAGGUAUUACGUCUAGUGAAUUACAAGGAACUAUCCAGUGCCGAGAGAGCUGAUGCCACUGAACUAAAAGAUUUGAACCAGAAAGUAUCGAAGGAACUCGCUUUUCGUCUGGAGCAAUUGAAGAAGAAAGUCGAGCAGCAGAGGAUGCACAUGGAGGCCUUCAAAAAAGACGAGAAGAAGAAUUCAUAUAUUCUUAGCGCAAAGCAAGAAGAAGCUAUCAAGAGUAAUAUUGGACAAAUGGGAAAGAGCAUCGCUAACAUGAUUGCUCAAGUGAAGGCCCUCGAAGACGAACUAGAUAUUUGAAUAUUCUCCCUUCAUCCAUGUUUCAUUGAAUUUAUUGAGAAUGUCUUACAAUUACUUUCAGUUUUAUAAUAAAGAAUUACAUUUCCAUUUUCGAAUUUA